GGCGACGAGGAGGAGUUCUACGAGAUCCGCACCGAGUGGUCGGACCGCAACGUGCUCUACCUGCACCGCAGCUACUCCGACCUGGGCCGCCUCUUCAAGCGCCUCCUGGACUCCUUCCCCGAGGACCGCCCCGAGCUCUCCCGCUCCCCCUUGCUCCAAGGACUCAUCACAAUAAAGGAAGCCCAUGAUAUAGAGGCUAGACUUAAUGAAGUGGAAAAGCUUCUGAAGACCAUUAUAAACAUGCCGUGGAAGUAUUCAAGAUCUGAAGUUGUCCUCACAUUCUUUGAGAGAUCUCCUUUGGAUCAAGUUCUAAAGAAUGAUAAUGUCCAUAAAAUUCAGCCAAGCUUUCAAAGUCCAGUUAAAAUAUCAGAAAUCAUGCGAUCAAAUGGAUUUUGUUUAGCAAACACUGAAACAAUAGUCAUUGACCACAGUAUACCCAAUGGCAAAGAAAAGCACGUGGACGUAGAUUCAGCAGAACACUUGUUUGAAAGUGUUAGCGACUUUACCUCAGAGCUGGAAGACAGUGAUGAUCCAACAGCUUAUGUCACCAAUCUGACGUACUACCACCUGGUCCCUUUUGAAACUGAUAUUCUGGACUGAGGUUUCCCAGUGACCUCGUCCUCUAGCAUCCAGCUGACCUCUUUGUCCAUAGGCUCUGCUGUCUCCCACAUUGCAUCUGUGUGAAUAAGGCUGUACAGGCUAGACCAAGAUGAGAGAAGUUGCGGCAAGGAUGCCCCAACGGUGGUUUUGUGGUCCAGCACUUCACUGUGUUUUAAGGAGACAUCGUGUAAGGGAGUAACUGCUUCACUGCCAACAAU
Tinamus guttatus (white-throated tinamou) is the source of this 818-nucleotide messenger RNA. RefSeq names its product PX domain containing 1 (gene PXDC1). NCBI's taxonomy places the organism in Eukaryota, Metazoa, Chordata, Aves, Tinamiformes, Tinamidae. Gene Ontology annotation, molecular function: phosphatidylinositol binding. The record is from RefSeq and is a predicted model, not a curated record.